UCGAAAAAAAGCCUGGGAUGAUAAAUUCUAGGACAAGCUUAAACAGAGCAACUGUUCGACAGCGAGCAUGGUCAAGUCAUAUGUCAAAUAUGAACAGUCGCAUUCUUUUGGUGUAGUGUGCACUGGAUCUUCGAAUCUUGUUUGGGCGCCACAAGAAGACGCAUCAACAUCCAAAACUGGAGCUGGUGUCGCGUAUGUCAGCGCGAAUGAGGAAGUGUUGAGUUGGGAUGUCCGGAAGGGCCAACUCUUGAGUCGGUGGAAAGAUGUUCAGUGCAACGCUGAAGUCACGGCGGUAUCUAAAUCAACAGCGGAUGAAUCUAUAUUCGCGGUUGGGCACGCAGAUGGCAGUAUCAGAAUAUGGGAUGCAAGAACGGAUACUUGCCUCAUUACUUUCAACGGCCACAAAUCAGCCGUGACAACUCUCCAAUUUGACCGUACCGGAGCCCGUCUUGCGAGUGGGUCUAAGGAUACGGAUAUCAUUCUAUGGGAUCUCCUGAGCGAAGUCGGUCUAUUCAAACUUCGCGGCCACAAAGAUCAGGUCACGGCUCUCUGUUUCCUGUACCCUCAAGCCUUGCAGGACGAGGAACGCUUACCACCACCAUCAGAGGGCAAUGUUUUACUGUCAACCAGCAAAGAUGCACUCAUCAAGGUCUGGGAACUUUCAUCGCAGCACUGCAUUGAAACCCAUGUGGCUCAAACGAACGGAGAAUGCUGGGCAAUGUCCGUCUCUCCAGAUGGUACAGGUUGCAUUACAGCUGGUAACGAUGGUGAACUCAAGGUCUGGUCGAUAAAUUCAAACGUACUUGCGACAAGUCUGAGCGAUAGAGGACUGGGGGAGAGUGAUCGAGUACUACAUGAGAUGGGCCUCUUGUAUCGACAGGGAAAAGACCGAACCACAGGUAUUCAAUUCCACCACAAAGCUGACUACAUUGCGAUCCAUGGUACAGAAAAAGCUGUCGAGAUAUGGCGCAUUCGAGGCGAAGAGGAGAUCAAGAAGUCACUCGCACGCAAGCGUAAGCGAAGACGUGAGAAAGCAACUCAAAAAGGCGAAGAAAUUGAUGAAGACAUGCUCGAGGACAACGGUCAGACUGACAUUAAAGAGGUCUUUGUCCCAUAUACGAUCGUCAGAACGGGGGGAAAGAUCCGUUCAGUAGCUUGGGCGAGGACGAAGUCCUCCAGAUCUCUACAACUCAUCGCAACAGCAACAAACAACCUAAUCGAAGCAUAUACCGUCACCACCAAAGAACGUAUCAAGAAGUCAAAAGAUGAUACAGAAGUAGAGUAUGAUCGUAUCUCUUCCGUCGAACUUCCGGGGCAUCGCGCCGAUGUUCGCGCUGUGGCACUCAGCUCCGACGACAAAAUGCUUGCCACUGCUUCCAAUGGUAGCCUCAAAAUCUGGAAUGUGCAAACACGGACAUGUAUCCGUACACUGGAAUGUGGCUAUGCAUUAUGUGUAUCAUUUGUUCCUGGUGACAAGAUCGUCGUCGUAGGAACCAAAUCUGGUGAGCUUGAGCUUUUCGACAUUGCGUCUUCAACUCUGCUUGAGAAAAUUCAGGCCCAUGACGGGUCUGUCUGGACACUUGCAGUACAUCCCGGCGGUCAAUCGCUCGUAACAGGCAGCGCCGACAAAUGUGCUAAAUUCUGGGCCUUCGAAGUCUUUCAAGAAGAAAUACCUGGCACAAAGCGGACAACGAAAAAGCUCCGUCUUAAGCAUACUCGCAUUCUUAAACUCAAUGACGAUGUCCUCAAGCUCUGCUUUUCCCCUGACGCCCGCCUUCUCGCCCUCUCCACACUCGACAACACCGUCAAAGUCUUCUUUACCGACUCCCUCAAAGUCUUCCUCAAUCUCUAUGGCCACAAGCUCCCCGUACUUGAUAUUACCAUAUCCUCCGACAACAAGCUAAUAACCACCUGCUCCGCCGAUAAAAACAUCCGCAUCUGGGGACUCGACUUUGGCGACUGCCAUAAAGCGAUAUUCGCCCACCAAGACAGCAUCAUGGCCGUACAGUUCAUCCCGCAUCCUGUGAACAGAGACGACGCCCAUAUCUUUUUCAGCGCCAGCAAAGACCGUACCCUCAAAUCCUGGGAUGGCGACAAGUUUGAGCAGAUUCAGAAGCUCGAUGCGCAUCAUGGUGAAAUCUGGUCCCUUGCCGUUUCCCGUACUGGCGACUUCGUCGUCACCGCAUCCCACGACAAAAGCAUUCGCAUUUGGGCACAAACAGACGAGCCUCUCUUCCUCGAAGAAGAGCGCGAGAAGGACUUGGAGGAGCUACACGAAGCUGCGCUUCAAGCUACCCUGAAUGACGAAGACGAUGGUACUGAAGCUCGCGACCAGCUGACCCUUGCAUCGAAGCAGACCAUCCAAACGCUCACGGCCGGAGAAAAGAUCGCCGAGGCUCUUGAGCUAGGUGUUGCCGACCUAGCCAUCGUCGAACGCUACGAAGCGCAAAAGAAAGAUAAUCCAAACGUCAACGUUGCGCCACCGCAACGGGAUCCGCUGUUCAUGGCUCUUGGCGGCAUCUCUGCAGAGCGACAUGUUCUCAAUACCAUGGCGCGAAUCCCGGCGCCUAGCUUGCAGGAUGCGCUGCUCGUGCUGCCAUUCUCGAUGUUGCCGUCGCUUUUCACGUUCCUGGCGAUCUUUGUGCGAAGGAAAUGGAAUAUGCCGUUGACGUGUAGGGUUCUGUUUUUUAUGCUGAAGACGCAUCAGCGGCAGAUUGUCAGUUCAGGUGAAUUGAGGCUGAUAUUAGAAGGUAUGAGGGACGACUUGAGGGCGAGCUUAGAGAGCUUAAAAGAUGUGCUCGGGUUCAAUCUUGCUGCGCUUAGAUUCGUGGGAGGCAAGGUCAAGGAUAAUGAAAAUGUUCGACUAGAAGAUGUACUUGAGGAUAAUAGCGACAAGAAUGUCAGGAAGAGGGCGUUUGUAGAGGUUGCAUAGGGGGUUAUUUAGCAGAUUCGCAGUUUAGGUCUGUAUGAAUGAUUGUUGUUAGUCUUGCC
Messenger RNA from Pseudovirgaria hyperparasitica, 2991 nucleotides. RefSeq names its product F-box/WD repeat-containing protein pof1. Gene Ontology annotation, molecular function: snoRNA binding; protein binding. NCBI's taxonomy places the organism in Eukaryota, Fungi, Ascomycota, Dothideomycetes, Acrospermales, Acrospermaceae. The transcript is spliced from 3 exons. Gene Ontology annotation, cellular component: Pwp2p-containing subcomplex of 90S preribosome; small-subunit processome. Bases 68 to 2932 code for a protein of 954 amino acids. The record is from RefSeq and is a predicted model, not a curated record. Gene Ontology annotation, biological process: maturation of SSU-rRNA.